Messenger RNA from Clarias gariepinus (North African catfish), 3736 nucleotides. RefSeq names its product membrane bound O-acyltransferase domain containing 7 (gene mboat7). Gene Ontology annotation, molecular function: lysophospholipid acyltransferase activity. The transcript is spliced from 8 exons. Gene Ontology annotation, cellular component: mitochondria-associated endoplasmic reticulum membrane contact site; membrane. Gene Ontology annotation, biological process: lipid modification; phosphatidylinositol biosynthetic process. Lineage: Eukaryota; Metazoa; Chordata; Actinopteri; Siluriformes; Clariidae. The record is from RefSeq and is a predicted model, not a curated record. The coding region runs from base 690 to 2072 and encodes 460 amino acids.
UCCCAUAAUUAGGAAUUGGUGUCUAGUAUUCUUAGUAAAAUGUAGUUCAAGUUUAUUUAUUGUAAUUCUAGUACAGAAUACAUUUGUAGAAGGUGGUCUUAGUGGAACGUCAGCCAUUUUGGCCGUCAUACUUUAGAAGUUGUGUCUAGUUAACAUUCUCACCAGAACUCCUAUUUUUUAUUUAUUUUUUAUUAAUUAAUCCAAUCAAUUUUUUUCAGUUAAAGAAUGGCAGCUAUUUUGUCUCUCUUUUCUAGUAAGUUUGUCCUUCCUUUUUUGUUCUUAUAGUGCAGGAUUAAUGUUUGGUUAACACUCUUAGUAGAAAGUUAGCCAUUUUGGCUCGUAUAGCUCAGAACUAAUUUCUAGUAAGUGUUCUUAGUGAAACGUCACCAUUUCGGCUCUAAUUCAUUAACGAUUUAUGUAUUGAUGUUUUUAGUAGAACAUCAGCUAUUUUAGAACUCGUGUCUAGUUUUGGUUCUUGCAGGAUUCAUAUUUAGGUAACAUGCUUAGUAAAAUGUCAGACCUUUUGGCCUGCCAUCGUUUAACAUUUGUCUCUAGUUGUUCGAAGAAUAUUGGCCAUUUUGGCUCUCGUACUCAUAAUUCAUUUCUAGUUUAUGUUUAUCAGCCACUCCGGCUCUGAUAUACCGGAGCUGACGUCAUAGAACCUCUUCUGAUUAUUACUUCCUUUCACCAUGCCCAGAGAAAUGUCUCCAGAUGAGCUGGUCUACCUGGGGGUCAUCACCGCAUCCAUACCUGUGGGGUUCCUGUUCCGCCACCUCAGUCCUGCAGUAAAGCAGAGGGCAGCACUGAGUUUGGGUCUCCUCAUUACCAUUGCUACAUGCGGGAUUCACGUUUUACACUCCGUGUGCACCGUGCUGGGAACAUGGCUGAUUAUACGAGUCAACUGGAGGAGAGCCCCGGCCCUUUCUCUCGGAUGGACAUUCCUUUAUCUUUUAUUCUUCCGUAUGGUCACGUGGUUCGGACUUCCUUCUCCAUCACCGUUCGCUAAUGCCAUCCAGCUUCUCCUCACACUGAAGAUGGUCAGUUUGGCGUACGAGGUUCAGAGCUAUCACUUUGAAAAGAAAAAAGAAGUGAGCUCGUUCUCCAAGUCGCCCGUGAUUGGCCGUCUGGCUCGGGAGCCCUCGCUGUAUGACAUCAUCUCCUACAGCUACUGCUACGUCGGAGUCAUGACAGGGCCGUUCUUCCGUUAUCAGACGUAUGUGGACUGGCUCGAACAGGCCGAGCCGCUCUCGCUCCCGUGUAAAGCGCCGUGCCUGAACAGGUUAAAGAUGGUUCCCGUUUACGCCGCUUUCUUCAUAAGCGUUAACUUCCUCUUCCCGUUGUCUUAUGUUCGCACCGACGACUUCCUCGAGCACAACUUCUUCUACCGGUUUUUCUACAUGGUGGCGGUGUUUUUCGUGUUCCGCAUGCGGUUUUACUCAGCGUGGUGCGGAGCCGAGGCCGGCUGCAUCACCGCGGGACUCGGGUGUUACCCAAAGGGGGCGGAGUCUAAACCUGGAGGCGGACCUACAGUACAAUAUAGCCCUGAACCCGGUGCUCUGGUCGAGUACGACUUCAGAACCAUCCAAAACAUCGACUGCUACAAUACGGACUUCUGUGUGAAAGUGCGACACGGCAUGCGCUACUGGAACAUGACGGUGCAGUGGUGGCUUCACCAGUACAUCUACAGCAGCGCACCGUUCAGAGCCUACGCCCUGAGAGCGGGAUGGACCAUGUUGGUAAGCGCGUACUGGCACGGGCUGCACGCAGGUUACUACCUGUCGUUCCUCACCAUCCCCGUGUGUAUCGCGGCAGAGCUGGCGAUGGAGUCAUGCGUGCGCACACGUCUCGGCUCUAGGGGGCAGCAGGUGUUCGACUGGGUGCACUGGUUCCUGAAGAUGCGCGCGUACGACUACAUGUGCAUGGGCUUCGUCCUGCUGAAGGCCAGCGACACGCUGUACUACUGGAGCUCCAUCUACUUCCUGAUCCACGGCGUGGCGUUCGUCUGCAUCGCCGGCGGGAGGCUGAUGGGAGGAGGAAGGAAGGAGCGGCCGAGGACGGAGAACGACAAGUGACGCUCCUCUUAGCGCAAACUGCCGAACGAGUUCUGCGGUGCAUUAUGGGAUUGUGUGUAAGAACUGCAAAUCCCAGCAUGCACUGCUUCCGUGCCAAGUACAAUUAACAUUUUAGCCCCUGUUUCAGCUCUGUUUUUAGCACACACUCUCACUCCAAGCGGAAAUGAAUAAAAUAAAGGAAAGAGUUGAGGAAAGGGAAUAAAGAAAAUUAACAGACAGAAGAAAGAAAUUAAAAAAAAGUUUAUAGAAGGAACAAAAGAAGGAAAUAAUUUUUUUUAUUGGAUAAGGGAAUUAAAAACACAACGGUGAGAUGAUAAAGAAACAUAGAGGAACGAUAGAGAUAGAGGAACAUCAAAAGGAAAAUAAAGGAAUGAAGGGCAGAAAGAUUGAACGAUAGUAGUUUAGACAUUAAAAUAAGGAAAUAGAAAAUCAAAGACGCAUACAUGGAACAAUGAAAGAAAGCUAGAAGGCUCUAUGUAUGAAAAGGAAAAAGAAAGAUGCAUCGCUUGGCCUGAUGAAGAUUUGUGUUGUGUUAAAAACAGAACUGAAACGGGGGAUGAACGGAUUUUGACGUUUCUGUGCUCUGAAUGUCCUAAAAGACGAAAUAGAUGAUGGACAGAUGGAGGGAGGAAACAAAAACAGAUAUACUAAUACUAAUUCAGUUACCGGUGUACAAUUACUUCAUCUCCCAGCAUGCACUGCACAUUAACGCUGUCUGUUGGACCAGGACAGUUUAUCAUUACAAAAAAGAGUUUAAGAACUCCAUAUCCCAGAGUACACUGCUUCUAUAACAACAGCAGUGUUGUAGGAAAAAAAAAAAGUAAUUGUCACUUACUUCACCGGUUUCCCCAGAAUGCACUGCUGUAAUGCUGCCAUUUCUCAUUUUUUUUAAAAAGCAUGUCAAUGUUUACAUUAGAAAAAGUGUUAUGCUAGUGAGUAUAACUUGCCAAAAGGAAACUACAUCUCCCAGCAUGCACUGUGGCUGUACUAACUGCCCAUCUACAUCCAGUAUUGUUCAGAAAAAGGCAAAAGUGAUAUGAACAAUGAAAGAAAUUCAUACCCAACAUGUAAAGACUACAUUACCCAUCAGGCACUGCUUCUGCACCAAUCAGUCAACUCUGCACUGUCGUAGGAACAGAGGUGAUCAGGGAUCAUGUGACGGACCACGUGUAGUGCUUCAGCAACGGAAAGUGAAAGUUUAAGCGAUUCAAUGUACGUGUUUAGUCCGAGAAUUUUACCAGAGUUCUUGGGAUUUGGAGUCCAUCUUUGUAACAUAGCACUUUUAUUUUACUGGGGUUUACUAUAUAUUAUUGUAUUUGUUUAUGGGUCUGAAAAUUUUAAUAAAUUUUUCUGUCAAUCUGCUCUAUACUUAAACCUUGCUUUACUGGAACAUUCUUUAUACAGAGCCUACUUUCUGUCAUGACACAACACAGCGAUUUUUAGAAACAGAAAUUUCCGUAAAACAGGUUUCUAAGUCUGUGAUGCAAGUGUCGUUUUGCUUUUCACAGAAAAAUGUUUCCGUAUUUCUGUCACUCCAUCAUGUUGAAUAUGAACGUAAACCUUGUGUGUAUUUUUAAAUAUUUUAAAGAGUUAAAAAAUGUUUCGCUGUUUUCACUAUGAUUUGACUAAACAGUUGUGAAAUUGAUAUUAAAAGUUCAAGUUGG